AACUAACUCUUAAUCAUGCUUAUCAUUCUUUUUCAGACCAAAGUCUGCAGUAUAACAAAGUGCCCAGAUUUUGAUGACUCUGGCCAGUGGGAAGUGGUCACUGUGCAUGAAGGGAAGCAAAACUCAGCCAUCUUUGAUGCUGUCAUGGUUUGCACGGGUUUCUUCACUAACCCUAAUCUGCCACUUAGUUCCUUUCCAGGUAUAAAUACCUUUAAAGGCCAGUACUUUCACAGCCGAGAGUAUAAACAUCCAGACAUAUUUAAGGACAAGAGAGUGCUUGUGGUUGGACUGGGAAAUUCUGGCACAGAUAUCGCUGUGGAGGCCAGCCGCCUGGCAAAAAAGGUGCUUCUCAGCACCAGAGGAGGUGCAUGGGUUUUCAGGCGAGUCUUUGACUCAGGGUACCCAUGGGACAUGGUGCUUAUAACACGAUUUCAAACUGCAUUCAGAAAUUUUCUCCCAACUCCAAUUUUGACUUGGUUGAUGGAAAAGAAGAUGAACAGCUGGUUCAAUCAUGCAAAUUAUGGCUUAAUACCAGAAGACAA
Molecule: messenger RNA, 542 nt
Organism: Fukomys damarensis (Damara mole-rat)
Lineage: Eukaryota; Metazoa; Chordata; Mammalia; Rodentia; Bathyergidae
Product: dimethylaniline monooxygenase [N-oxide-forming] 1-like
Exons: 3
Molecular function (GO): NADP binding; flavin adenine dinucleotide binding; N,N-dimethylaniline monooxygenase activity
Source: RefSeq, a predicted model, not a curated record